CCUAAUCUUUGACUAUUCGUCAUCGUUUGAUGUGAUAAAUUGGCGACGAGUCAAUAAACAAUUCAAACGUAUUACCGAUAAUCGUGUAAAAAGGACGCUCUACCUAGAUGUGCUGAGAAUGGAUACCACACAAGUACUACCAAUGGGAGUGACAGGAGAUGGUGACUUCUUCCGACAUUCUACUUUGGACGGCAAAGGAAGCUGCAAAAUUACUGCGCGCAAUUCAAUUCUUUGGCAAAAUGCUCAUACUAUCAUGCUUGAUUCAUCGAUAGCUGAACUGUGUGUAGCAGGACAAUGUACAACAGACAUACCGGCAUGGUUUGCAUUCCAAACCUCAGCCGGUGGUACAGAUCCGACGACGGAGCCCGAUGGGAUUCAGACCCCAGGAUGGCUUCAAAGUAAUGCAAAAUUCAAUACGUCCACAUAUCUCAGUCAAUCUGAUGGGGAUUUACCGCAGUGGAAACCGAAAACGCAACGUAUUCCAUUAGGACCGCUAUUUCCGGAGACCAAAGAGAUUACAUUUCGCUGUACUGUUCCGCAGUUACGUCGUACGCGUCGUCUAGAUGUUUAUCGUGUACCGGCCACCAUGAUUUUCUCAUCGGAACAUCUGCAAGUUUUUCGACUCGCCAUCAUUGGUGGACGUUCAAAUGCACCGGCUACAAUAAAAUUACGUCCAUUCCGUGAAUGGCUUGAUGCUGACCAACUCGGUAACAAGCUCUGCGUACAGUUUUGCUAA
Messenger RNA from Cylicocyclus nassatus, 736 nucleotides. Lineage: Eukaryota; Metazoa; Nematoda; Chromadorea; Rhabditida; Strongylidae. The record is from the annotation of a GenBank genome assembly.